CCAAGCUCGCCUCGCCUCGCCUCGCUCCCCGCCAGCGCUGGGUCAGGCUGUCAGGCAGGCGAGGGCGCCCACCUCAGACCCACCCAGGAAGGCAGCCAGGAUUUAGAGAAGGCGGGGGGUGGCCGGCCGGCCGGCUGGCUGGCUUGGCUGACGGGACUCAUUAGGCUCACUCGCUCUCCUGGGUGCUUCAUCCUCCCCACUGCCGCUUCCACGUCCCCGUCUUCUCCUCCCUUCCACCACGUUUGCUUUUCUCCUUUGCCACCUUCCUCAGCCUCUCUUUUUCUUUAUUGCCCUUCCGCAUUCCCCCUUCCUCUCUCUCCUUUCUGCCAGUUUCCUUAGUGUCUUUUUCUUUAUUGCUUUCCACAUUCCCCCUUUCGCUCUCUCUCUAGUUUCCUUAGUGUCUUUUUCUUUAUUGCUUUCCACAUUCCCCCUUUCGCUCUCUCUCCUUUCUACCAGUUUCCUUAGUGUCUUUUUCUUUAUUGCCUUCCACAUUCCCCCUUUCGCUCUCUCUCCUUUCUACCAGUUUCCUUAGUGUCUUUUUCUUUAUUGCCUUCCACAUUCCCCCUUUCGCUCUCUCUCUCUCUCUCCUUUCCGCCAGUUUCCUUAGUGUCUUUUUCUUUAUUGCCUUCCACAUUCCCCCUUUCUCUCUCUCUCUCUCUCCUUUCCGCCAGUUUCCUUAGUGUCUUUUUCUUUAUUUCCUUCCACAUUCCCCUUUUCUUUCUCUCUCUCUCCUUUCCGCCAGUUUCCUUAGUGUCUUUUUCUUUAUUGCCUUCCACAUUCCCCCUUUCUCUCUCUCCUUUCUGUCACCUUGCACAUUCUCUUAUUCUGACCUCUUACCGCCUUCCGUUUUUUCUUCUCAUUCCUUCUCUCAAUCUUUCCCACUCAUUUUUUGUUUUUAGCUUUUACACUCCUCCCCCAACUGUUCAAUUAUCUCUUAAAAAUAUAAACUAUAACAGUUUUUCCUCCUCUGCUCACUUUCUUUAGCUUCUCAACACCCUUUGCCUUUUUUCUUGCUCCAGGAAAACCCACCUUUUCUUCUACAUUCUCUCACUUUGGAACUCUGUCAUUCUUAAUCUCAUCCCCCCUAUAACCUAUUCAUUUGAGGGGUUUCCCUCUUUCCUCCACAGUUAUUCUUUAUUUAGCUAGUUUUAUUCAGUGUCUAUUUUUACAUAUACCCACACAUAGACAUUUCAUUCUCCUUUAAAAAAAACCAAAACUCUUUUUCUUUGCGUACACAUACGUACUUCCUUCAUCUUUCUAGUGCUCUUCCUACAUUUAUACUUCUUUUGCUUCCCAAAGUCUGCCUUUUCUUCCCUUGAAGAAAUAGUCUGCUUAGAUUAUCUUCCCUCUUCUCACAUUUUUAAUGCUUUCUCUUCUUUAAAUUUUCCUUUUUCUUAGCUUUCACAUUCUACUUCUCCUGUUUGUACUUAUUCUUGUCUGUUUUUGCAUCUUCCUUGUAUUUCCCUACUCACAUCCUUUUUUAAAAAAAAGUUGUUCUCAUCUUCUGUGGUAUUUGGCUUCUUUUAUUCCUUCCUUGCUGCUUGAUCAUAUUUUUAUUUUUCCUAUAUUUAAAUUAAAUUUCUUUCAGUCCUCUCUCUCCUCCAUGCUCUUCUUCUUCCUUUCCUUAUUCUGUUCUUUUCCCUUACCUGUCUGAUUUUUUUUAGGCUUACCUGAUUGCUUCUUUUCCAGAUUCCCUUUUCCUACCUCAUUCUUCUUUUCACAGUACCCGAUUUUCUUGUUCCUUCCCCCUUAACACUUCUCCAUUCUUUUCUGCACCACCUGAUUUCUCAUUCACUCCUCUUUAUUUAUUUUCUCCCUUCUAAAAAAACCUUGCAACUUAGUAUUCCUUGUCCUUGAUAACUUCUGCUGCUUGACUUCUCACUUCCUACACGUUUGUUAAAAAGUAUCUUCUGUCAGCUUUGUUUGUUUUGUUUUACUUCUCCCUCCCUGCUUCAUUUUGGUUAAUACACCUUUCCAUCCAUCCAUUCCUCCCUCGCUUCCUUUUUUUCAUCUCACUUAUUAAUUCUGGGGCACAUACAUUUCCCCCUUACUUAAUGUUCCUUGAUUUAUUCAACCACUUUCCCUUCCAGAGGAAGUUGCUCAUAUCCAUCCAGUUUUAAUAUUAAAGGUGGAUGGAUGUAUACACAGAACAGAGAGUAGAGUUGUAGUAGGCCUUGAAAGGUUUUACGCAUUUUGAAGAGAUAAAUGAAAAGGAUGUGGGAAUGGAAGGGCUGGGCUUGUCAGUACUCCUAACAUUUUCUAGGGGGGUGAAUUCACAUCCUUUUUCUGGGGGGGAGGGGGACUGACUUAAAUUUCUAGACUGGCACUGAAGCAGCAGCGGAAGGAUGGCAUUCUAGUACCAACUACACCAGCCAUCUUGGGGGGGAAGGGAAUUUAUUGCAUGCUCACGCGUACACACAGAAGCCUCCAUUUUUCUCGACUUGAUGAAGACGUAAAGGCCUGUUGAGCUCCAUGUUUUUGAAGGUGGGCAACCUGCUUGUGAAGGUAUAGCAAGCUUCAUUUUUGUGGCCAAAUGACAGAUUGAACCAGUUGUUUCCCAACCAGAGGGCAUCAUCUUGAAUGUCUCUUUGUAGUGCCACAGCCAGCGCAAAAAUGAUGGCGGCUUACAAUGGCGGUACAUCUGCAGCAGCAGCAGGUCACCACCACCACCACCAUCACCACCUUCCUCACCUCCCCCCUCCUCAUCUCCAUCACCACCACCAUCCUCAGCACCACUUGCACCCAGGCUCUGCAGCCGCGGUACAUCCUGUACAGCAGCAUGCUUCUUCGGCAGCGGCUGCUGCAGCGGCUGCUGCAGCCGCUGCAGCCAUGUUAAACCCAGGGCAGCAGCAGCCAUAUUUUCCAUCACCGGCCCCAGGUCAAGCUCCUGGACCAGCAGCAGCAGCCCCAGCUCAGGUACAAGCCGCAGCAGCUGCUGCAGUUAAAGCGCACCAUCAUCAACACUCGCAUCACCCACAACAGCAACUGGAUAUUGAACCAGACCGGCCUAUUGGAUAUGGAGCCUUUGGUGUUGUCUGGUCAGUAACAGAUCCGCGAGAUGGAAAGAGAGUUGCACUCAAAAAGAUGCCCAACGUCUUCCAAAAUCUGGUCUCUUGCAAAAGGGUCUUCCGUGAAUUGAAGAUGUUGUGUUUUUUUAAGCAUGACAAUGUACUCUCUGCUCUCGACAUACUCCAGCCACCACACAUUGACUACUUUGAAGAAAUAUAUGUUGUUACAGAAUUGAUGCAGAGUGACCUCCAUAAGAUUAUUGUCUCUCCUCAACCACUCAGCUCGGAUCAUGUCAAAGUUUUUCUUUACCAGAUUUUAAGAGGUCUCAAAUACCUACAUUCGGCUGGUAUUUUGCAUCGAGACAUUAAACCAGGGAACCUUCUUGUGAACAGCAACUGCGUUCUUAAGAUCUGUGAUUUUGGCUUGGCCAGGGUCGAAGAAUUAGAUGAAUCUCGUCACAUGACUCAGGAAGUUGUCACUCAGUAUUAUCGAGCUCCCGAAAUCCUGAUGGGCAGCCGUCACUACAGCAAUGCCAUCGACAUCUGGUCUGUAGGCUGUAUAUUUGCAGAACUGCUAGGGAGAAGAAUAUUGUUUCAGGCACAAAGUCCUAUUCAGCAGUUGGAUUUGAUCACAGAUCUUUUGGGAACACCGUCACUGGAAGCAAUGAGGACGGCUUGUGAAGGCGCCAAGGCACACAUACUCAGGGGUCCUCAUAAACAGCCAUCCCUUCCUGUCCUGUAUACAUUAUCCAGCCAAGCUACACACGAAGCUGUUCAUCUCCUUUGUAGGAUGUUGGUCUUUGAUCCAUCCAAAAGAAUAUCCGCUAAGGAUGCCUUAGCUCAUCCAUAUCUUGACGAAGGGCGUUUGCGAUAUCACACCUGCAUGUGUAAAUGUUGUUUUUCCACUUCUACUGGAAGAGUUUACACCAGUGAUUUUGAACCCAUCACAAAUCCCAAAUUCGACGAUACUUUUGAAAAGAACCUCAGUUCUGUCCGGCAGGUGAAAGAAAUAAUUCAUCAGUUCAUUUUGGAACAGCAGAAAGGAAACAGAGUUCCUCUGUGCAUCAACCCUCAGUCUGCUGCUUUUAAGAGCUUUAUUAGUUCCACUGUGGCUCAGCCGUCUGAGAUGCCGCCAUCUCCACUGGUCUGGGAGUGAACGUGGAAGAUAUAAUGUACUACUGAAGACAUAAUGUAGCUUUCCACUGGAUUCUGGGAUUUGCAAUUCUGGAGGUUUAAUCAUUGCUUGUACUGUAAUUUUACUAAUGAAGUUUUAAAUUAACAACCACUAUCCUUGUACGAUAUAUGAAUAAGAGUUAGGAAAAGUGUUAACUAGGCUUUUGAAUCAUGUCAAGGGUGGGUUUGUGCUUUUAGAAGAAGAAAAAAAUAUUUUAUCCAGAGUUGCACAUGGGUUUUUUAAUGAAUUGUAGUGCAGCUGUGAUCUUGCUUGGCUUGGAACAAACAAAAGAUUGAACCAAAUUUGUGGGAAAGUUGCUAUUUUCUUGGUUUUUUGUUUUGGGUUUUUUUGGGGUGGGUGGUGGUGGUUUUCCUGUACUUUAUUUCUCCUCGAUUUAAAGUGAGAUUGUGUAAAGGGAUAAGAUGUUUUGAUAUUGAGCCAUUUCUGAAGGUUUUGGAUUUUUCUAAAAAAAACAAAUUAAAAAAGUUAGGGAAUACAAAACUCAACCGCGACCAAUCAUGAAGCCCCGUCAGGUAGCAGUGGCCAAGCUUCAAUGGGCAGUAUUGCCUGAUGGUCACAACCCUAUACAUAGCUUCUCACUAGCGCUGUGGUGGUGAUUGUAUACUGUUUUCCAAUCAGAUGUUGUAAGUAGAGAGAAUGAGUCGUGACUAGGAAAGCUGAGACUUCCUUUUAAACCCCCCGCCCCCGGUAUAAAUAAAUAUAUAUAAAUAUAUAUAUAUAUUUAAUCUAUUUUUAUUAGAAGUUUUUCUGCUCUUUUCUUACAUAAACCAUGCCCCUUUCCCCCUAAGCAUGCAUCUGCAAAUGUGUGUAAAUAAUUCCAUUUCUGGGCUAAUAUUUCAAAGAAUCUUGAUAUCCAUUGCUGUGUAUAGACAGAGAGAGAGAGAGAGAGAGAGAGAGAGAGAGAGCGCACGCGUGGAAGAUAAAGUAGCUUGCACAUUUUUAGGUCUGUGAAACUUUGUGAUUUUUUUUUAAACCUGCACUGGACAGUUGGGUGAAAAAGAAAUGAAAUGCGGGGAUGGGAAAGCACAUAGGGAAUUAUGUUAAUUGUAUUUGUGUCAUUAGGCAAAGCCGUGGAAGUCUUGAAAUGUCACAGUAGUAAAUACUUUUUAUUUCUUUGGGGUUAAUUCCUUUUUUUGUGUGUGUUCUGUUCAAACACUGAAUUAUUCUGUGCAUAUGUAUAUAUAUAUAUGAACACAAACUGAAGGCCUCUACCUCCUGGAGUUAUACAACUUGUUUUGUUUACCUCCACAUUAUUUUUUUUUUUUAAGUUCGGUGUGGAGACUUGAAACUUGAAUGUCCCUUCCAACUUUUAUAUUUAAAAAAAAGGCAAGAAAAAUUGAAGACUGUUUUUCACCUGUACAAAGAAAUAACAAAUGGAUGUUCUUAAAUUUUGAACAUUGGUCUGGGAUAUUAAUAAAAAUAAAAAAAACAAGAGAGAGAAACCUUGGUGUUUGUCAUGGACAAUUAACUGUUAAAGUUAUUGUAAGUUAUCUGUAUUUAGCAGAGUAUUUUCAAGAACAGUGAUCUGAGCUGGAACUGAAUACUAUUAGUUAAGUUAUGUUUUUUGGAAGUUUUAACUUCAAUGAAGUAAUUAUUUUGCUGUGAAAGAGACAAACGUUGAAUUUCUCGAACAAAGAUGAUGAAAUAUCUUUGUUUUUUAUGUGGCUCCUGAGGAAUUUUAAAAGAAGCAAAAACCAGCUGAAGCAUUUCAAUUCACUUGAAUGAGAAACGUGUUUUAACUUAAAUGAGCCCAAGAAGACACUGGUAUGAAAGGUAAAAUCUCAGAGGUUGGUCUGUUAAAUGUGGCACACUUGCGGGUCACUUUGUACAAUGUAGAUUUUGAAGUACAGUGGUGAAAACAUUAAAUGUGACAUUUGAAACAAAAAAA
Messenger RNA from Elgaria multicarinata webbii, 6091 nucleotides. It is a transcript of the gene NLK, whose product is annotated as nemo like kinase. Gene Ontology annotation, cellular component: cytoplasm; nucleus. The transcript has 11 exons. Bases 2581 to 4164 code for a protein of 527 amino acids. Gene Ontology annotation, molecular function: ATP binding; MAP kinase activity. The record is from RefSeq and is a predicted model, not a curated record. Gene Ontology annotation, biological process: intracellular signal transduction; protein phosphorylation. Lineage: Eukaryota; Metazoa; Chordata; Lepidosauria; Squamata; Anguidae.